AUACUGCAGCCUUCAAAGGACACGUCCUGCCUAGCACGCAGCCUUCCAAACGAGACACAGCUAUUGUUUCGGUAUCUUGCUAAUCCGAUAGAGGGCCUGAGAUUGGAAGAGUGCCGCUACCUUGCAAUCAAGCGGUCUGUGUACAGAAGCAGCUCUGAGGCUCCUCCCCGCCAAACACUAAACACAUCCGAGAAAUCCCAGCUAGAGCAGGGGAAAUGUACCAAGUACACGUUCGUCCGUUACUACCGGAGUAUCACCACUGAUCCCGCAGCACGUCUUCAGCUCUCUCGCUAUCAAAGCAACGUAAACAGUAGCGGUUGGAAGGGAUCGAGAGGAAUAUUUUAGUCUCUCAACAGAACAAUGAAAGCAGGCUGAUUUCACUGGCCUCCUGCCCCUGCUGGGUCCGGAGUGCAGCAGCGCGUGGCUAAGAGGACUGCUGGGAAAUGAAGUCCAGUCUGAAACAGUGGCGACGGCUGGCCCUCGGGCUUAUGCUGCUCUGGGUGCUGGUCUUCCUGGCUCUCCUCUCCUACUUUAUGGAGUCCCGAGUGGAUGAGUCUCACGCUGUGGGUGCUCUCUCCCAUACGGACACCCGCCGUCUGACCUCGCUGCAAGGCAACACCCGCACCAUUAUAGCCACCCAUUUGGGGCUCGCCACCUCCUCCACGCCCCCUGCCUCCAGCAACAUUCAACAGGAGAAAAACCAGAAUGAAAACCCCAGUCCCGAUCCCCAGCCUAGUACACUUAACCAGGACACCUAUCGCUAUGCAGACCACCAGAGCCUGGCGGCCUGGUCAACAUUUGGCACCCAAGACGUGGGCUCAAGAUCAGGCGCUGUGAGUCGCAACCGUGAAAGACAAGAGUACAAUCAGGAUUCACCUCAACGGGAUGAAAAUGAUGAGGUGGUAGGAGGGGAAGAUGAUGAUGACGAAGAAGGAGAGGAGGAUAGGAGGAGGACAACUAAAUGGGCAGUAGGGAAUAGGCGCGAUAACUCUGACCCAGAUGAGUUCUAUGUACCGAGAUCGAAAUCCGUAGUGCAUGGACUUUGGAGGGGGAGUUUGUCAGUAGGCAUGCUUAGUCCACAUCUCCAGAAGGCUAUAAAAGACUACCUGAAUAAUAAUAAACAUGGUGUGGCCUACAGGGGGCACCGGAAGACCCAACAGAGUGGCCAACAAGUACUGUGUGAGAUGAAGAAGAGAGGGAAGGUUAGAACUUUGGAUGGGGCUGAGAGGCCUUUCUCCAACUUAGGCUGGAAGAAGAUUGUACCUGACUUUCCCUUAAACCAGCUCUAUGGGCCAGGCUUCCAGACCUGUGCAGUGGUCACCUCUGCAGGAGCUAUGCUCCGCUCUGGACAUGGCAAGGAGAUUGACUCCCAUGAUGCAGUUCUGCGUUUUAAUACAGCUCCUACUGAGGGUUAUGAAAGAGACGUUGGAAAUAAAACCACCAUACGCAUCAUCAACUCUCAGAUCCUGGCUAAUCCCAAGCAUCAGUUCAACACAAGCUCAUUGUAUAAGAAUGUAACACUGGUGGCGUGGGACCCCGCUCCAUAUAACCUUAACUUGAACAAAUGGUACUCGAAUCCAGAUUACAACCUGUUCACACCAUACAUGGAAUACCGGAAGCACUUCCCCACUCAGCCUUUCUAUAUCCUGCAUCCGAAAUACAUCUGGCAGUUAUGGGAUGUGAUCCAGGGUAACAAUCUGGAGAACAUUCAGCCCAACCCACCUUCCUCAGGGUUCAUAGGCAUCCUGCUAAUGAUGUCAUUAUGUGAAGAGAUCCACGUGUACGAGUACAUUCCUUCGCUACGACAGACAGACCUGUGCCACUACCAUGAGCAUUACUAUGAUGCGGCUUGCACUUUGGGUGCAUACCACCCCCUGCUUUACGAGAAGAUGCUCAUCCAGCGCAUGAAUGUCGGCUCCGAGGACGACCUCAAGAGGAAAGGCAAGGUCACACUCCCUGGUUUCAAGAACAUCCACUGUGAGUCCUGAAAAAGAUGCAAUAACUGCCUUUGCAAAGCACGCAGGCUGAUGCAGGACUACGCAGAAACAUGCCAGCAGUCUAGAAUGGACCGCGUUGUAUAGACUGGAUAUUCUUUGGGACACUGUAGGUCACAUAAAGUUGCUUUUCCUGAGCCUAUGUUAAAAAAAAGAUGGUUAGAAUAGCAAUAGAUGUGUCAUGGGAACAGUCAUUUUUAUAGAUCUGUGGAUGUUUGUGGUGAUGAAAGCCAUCAAAAAACUGAAUUUUUAAUUAUUUUUUUAAAACUUAAAAGUUUUAGCAGUCAUAGACACUGAAAGCCACACUGUCAAUCAAGCCAAACAAUCAUUCACACAAAUACACAAUGACAUGGGCACAUUUUGUUUUAGAUAGAUCUAACAAAUUAGCUUUUUAAUUAUCUGUCUAUAGAUGCAUUUUUUUACACUGAUAUAUUUAAAGCUUUUUGUCAUGUUAUGAUUUUUUUUUUUUUUUUUUUUUUUUUUGGUAAAUGAGAUCGUAUCAUCUGUUGUAAUAUACAUUGUUCCACAUUUCCAAGUUUUUCUCUUUAACUGUGGUAAAGGCAUUUUUUCAAACUCUGCUUAAAUGUUAGAGUCCUCCAUUUUUUAAUAGCAAAGGCAGAAUACUUUACUUACACAUGUUGUACAGUCCUCUUAUUAUACAGUCAGCAAAAAGGAGCUUUUGGGGAAAAAAUGUUUUCAAUGGAGGAAAAAUGAAAGCUUAAUUUUUUUAUUCUUUUUUUAGAACCUGUCAUCACAGGUGGUUUACAGAAAUAGAGGGUUUUCCUUUUUAGAAUAAGUGUUAAAUAAGAAUUUGAUUGCUUGUACUGUGGAUUCAUUGCAGCAAUGUAAAAAUAUUAUCUGUGACUUUAAGGCUGCUUGGCAAUAUAACAAGUACAGUGGUGAUAUUUGUUUAAUAUAAACCGAGGUAGCCUGGUCUUUUUUAAUGCAACCCUUAAAAAAUAAGAGGUUUUCUUGACUUCUGCCAGAGUCUUCUUUAAAGCGAAUGAAUUACCAAGGCACCUUUGCGUUGUCUUCUCUUAAAUGUACAGUUGAUCAUUUGAAUUGAUUCACUCUGUGGUUUGGAAUGGAUGUACAUAGAUUUUUUUUCACAGAAGGUUUGUUAUCUACUCGUUUGCAUUGUUUCAGUGUGUGCCAUUUAAUUAAGACAGAAAACUUUCACAAGCUAAUUUUUCUCUAGAUCUGUUAAGGAGAGCUAAAGUCUGUUUUAAUUGCUGUAUUAUAUUGUAAAAGUAAUUGAUAUUUUCACUCAGGAGCUAACGAUACUCUGAAAAUUUGGCUCUUACCAGAGUGAAAUAUUUAAUCUUCCUUAUAGUCCUAUGAUAGACUGAGGUGUGUAAAGCUAAUAUUUGACCAAUAAUCUGUCUUGUUUCCCCAUGUUGGGGGUUUGUAGACAUAGAAAAUGGGCAGUGAUUCAUUUUUUAUUUUUUUUAUUUUUUUAUUAUUAUUACUAUUACUGUGGAAUAUUGAACAAGUAGGUUUGGAUGUAAUAUACCAUAUAUCAUACACAUACCACUGUUGUUAAAGUAUCUAUAAGGCUCUGUUCCAAAACCUAGUGAGCUGCCUACUGCCUAUAGAGGCAGCUGUCUUCUAAGGCAGCAUCCUAACUGAAAUGGAACCUCAUAUGUGACUGAUUUGUGACACAUUACAUUGGCAGCAGCUCUUUCAGUGAAAUGCCAAGGAGACUUCACUCUAAUUGAUUGGGAGUUUGGCAUUAGCAUGCUGCUUCUGCACAGCAUAUUGCAUAGAAUUGUUUGUUUUUAUUAACAUUAAUAAUUUUUUAAUGAUUCUUGCAGUAUUAAAUGAAUUACAAGUAUUUAUAAUCUUGAAUUUUUUUCCACUGAGCUUGUCACAAUCCAAUACAGGAUUGCCUUCACUGUGAAGGAUAGCAUAAUGUAACAUAAUAACAUAAUGGCAGCAUAAUGUUGCAGCCUACCUUUAGGAAUAGCUUUCAUGCUGGGGGUGCACCUAUGAUGCCUUAAAAUCUUGCCUAGGCAGUUUACUAGUUUUGGAAUAGAGAUUAAGUAUGUUAUACUGAACCUACAAUGUCUUGUAUAAAUAUGACUUAGUGGUUGGGGCUAAGUUGUGGCUAAAUGACCAGACAUUUAAUUUUGGGGGCAUUUUGCCACUUUUUAUUGACAGGGUAGUGAAAAAAGGACAUCAAAUGAGGACAGAAAGUGGCUCAACAUUACGCAAACCAAACUCAAACUUCCUUCACAUGCAUCAGCGUCACAGCUCAAUGCGUUGUGGCAUGCUUGGAGCCUAACCACUAGGCCAGGGCUCUGACUAACCUUUGUUUUUUAAACAUUUGAUGACCAAUCUGUCUUGUGCUUUGUGAACUAUGGAGGGACUGAAACUCUGCUUUCUCUGUUUUUCAAUUGUCAGUUAUUCCAUUCCACAUUUGGAGGUAGUCAUAUGUGUCCUUCUGUGAAUGUCUUUUUGUAAGCCUUUAAAAUUAGGUAUUUUAGCUGCAUAAAUCCCUGUCAUUGUCUCUCACAGAGACAAUGUGACUUUAGAUAGGAGCAUUAUUUCAAGAGUAUUAUUUUAAAUAUUUACUGUAACUUUUUGCUUGAUUUUUAAUAGCAUGGGUUGAUAUGACUACUUUGCGGGGAAUACAGAAAGAAAUGUACAAUAAAGUGCACAGAGCAUGUGAUGUAAAGCAGGGCUUGUUAGUAUAAAAGGUGAAUAUGCAGUUAUGGAAAUUUUAAUAUUUAGCCAUUUGUAAUGAGAAAUUGAGGUUUGUUUUUGACCGUAUGGUCUUUGUAAGAAAAAAAAAAAAAAAAAACAGAUCUGCAGGCGAACUUUAAUGCAGCGUCAUGGAUGUGCACAGUAGAAUCCUGAGGACUAUGCCAAAUGUCAAGUGUUUUCCGGGGUUUGUUGGAGUGUGUGAAUGGUACUGUAUCUGUGGUGCUGUGCAUCUGUGCCAAGUUUCUUUUUUCUGUAUUACACCUUUCCAUGUCCUACUGUAUUUCUUUCUUUUUGCAUUUAUUUCUUUGUUACUUUGCACCACACAGCCUUUAAAUGUUUUUUCCCCAGUAUUAUAUGUUGUAUCAGUGAAUAGUCUUCAUCUUUUGACUGUAAAUAUCUGCAAUUGUCAAAAGCCAAUUCACUUUCAAAAGCCAUGGAAUGCUUUAUAAUGUUUAUUUCUCUAUAUGUGAAUACACGUAUGUCAUUUAAUUAAUUUUGAAACUAAUAAAUGUUUGUGUAUUUUUUUUUUUUUCCAUAAUAAAACCUUGAACAUUA
Myxocyprinus asiaticus (Chinese sucker) is the source of this 5255-nucleotide messenger RNA. RefSeq names its product beta-galactoside alpha-2,6-sialyltransferase 2-like. The transcript is spliced from 6 exons. The coding region runs from base 444 to 1988 and encodes 514 amino acids. Gene Ontology annotation, molecular function: sialyltransferase activity. Lineage: Eukaryota; Metazoa; Chordata; Actinopteri; Cypriniformes; Catostomidae. The record is from RefSeq and is a predicted model, not a curated record.